Pseudopodoces humilis (Tibetan ground-tit) is the source of this 2623-nucleotide messenger RNA. It is a transcript of the gene EPCAM, whose product is annotated as epithelial cell adhesion molecule. Gene Ontology annotation, molecular function: cadherin binding involved in cell-cell adhesion. The record is from RefSeq and is a predicted model, not a curated record. Lineage: Eukaryota; Metazoa; Chordata; Aves; Passeriformes; Paridae. Gene Ontology annotation, cellular component: bicellular tight junction; membrane.
CCUGUCGGGCGGCUCACACCGCUCCGCCGCCGCUGCCGUGCACGCACCGCUCCCUCUCUGCCCGCGUCCCCGAGGACUUUUCCCCCGGCCUGUCCGCGCCCCACCGCCCGCCCCAGCCAUGAAGCCGCUCUGCGGGGCUGCGCUCCUGCUGCUGCUGCUCUGCGCUGCCGCCGCUGCCCAGAACUCGUGUGUCUGCCUGAAGAACAAGCGUGUCACCAACUGCAGGAUGGAAAGUGGUCAAUGCCGCUGCGACGCCAUCGGCUCCGGCGCCAUCGUGGACUGUAAUACCCUGACUUCAAAAUGCCUGUUGAUGAAAGCAGAAGUGAUGGGCUCAAAAUCUGGUCGUCGUGAGAAACCAAAAGAUGCAUUUGAAGAUACUGAUGGCCUUUAUGAUCCUGAGUGUGAAAAUAGUGGCGCUUUCAAAGCGAAGCAGUGCAAUGGAACCACCUGUUGGUGUGUGAAUACAGCUGGAGUUAGAAGAACUGACAAACAUGAUACAGACUUGAAGUGCAAUCAAUUAGUCAGAACGACGUGGAUCAUCAUUGAGAUGAAACAUGCUGAGAGAGAUACUCCUCUGAAUGCUGAAUCUUUAAAGAGGUUUUUCAAUGAGACCAUCACCAGUCGUUAUCUGCUGAAAGGCCGCUACAUAACCAAUGUUCUGUAUGAAAAACCUUACAUUACUAUUGAUUUGAAGCAAAAUUCCUUAGAAAAAUCGUCUGAAGAUGUGGAUAUAGCUGAUGUGGCCUACUACUUUGAAAAAGAUGUAAAAGGUCAAUCCAUCUUUCAUAAUAACGUGGGGCUAAACAUCAGUAUUGACAACGAACCGGUGAAGCUUGAGAAGACAGUGGUCUACUAUGUUGAUGAGAUAGCACCAGAGUUUUCUAUGAAGUCUCUGACUCCCGGCCUUAUUGCUGUCAUUGUAGUGGUAGUAAUAGCAAUAGUGUCUGCAAUUGUUGUUCUGGUCCUUACAAGGAGGAGGAAAGGGAAGUACGUGAAAGCUGAGGUGAAGGAAAUGAAUGAAAUGCAUAGAGGACUGAAUGCUUAACUGAAUCAACUGAAGACAAGCCAGAAGACAACAAAAAACAUUGGCGGCAUGAAUCUUAACUCUUAAAGCUUUCCUCCUGAAAGGGAGGUAAUUGUGCUCACUUAUUGAAUGUUAAAACUCUUAACAACCACGACUGGUAACCAUUCAACUACUUUUACUAUUUUUUGAGAGUUAAAUGCCCCAUCUUACUCAAGUGAAACUUAACUAUUGCUCCCUGAUUUAGUUUUUUUUUUUUUUUUUAUAAUGGUGAAAUGAGUUGACAACUGCUGUUACUAGGGUUUUGGAGCAUACAUACCUAAAUGGUUAUUUUACCCUUGUGGGUUUUAUUGAAAGUAAUGAUUUUGUAGCCAUGUUAUAACGAGACUGUCUCCUGUAUAACUGAACACAGCGUUUUUAUGACAGUUUGUACAUAUUUGAAGUUGCUGUAACUUUUUUAUGACUUGAAUUAAUAAAACUUUGAAACAGGCUUCUAAUUCUUCCAUAAUGAAAUGAUAGUCUGCUGAAUUAUCAUGCUUACAAAUUUGUAAUUUGAUUCCUUAAAGCAAGGAACCUCAGCAUAGUUGAAAAUAUUCUAGAACUCAAAUUAGCAAUUUUUAUCAGCCAUCUAGUAACUCAACAGCAUGAUAUUUUUUCUUAAAGCUGUGAAAAGUACUCAACAAGAGUAAAAUGAUAAUAUACAGAUUGUUGUAUAAAAAAUCAACAGGCUGAGAAUGCAGUCAUUUCAGGUAUGCAUAGACUGAUCUUUCCAAUGCUAUGUAAGUUUUUAAAAUAAGCCUCUAACCUAGGACAUCUCUGAUGCAGGGUUAGGGGUGGGCAGGCCUGGCAUCUGAUGGUGGAGCUGGGGGAGAGCAAUUUACCCCACUGCUGUGAGUUUGUCUGUGGUAAUGCUGCUGCACAGCAAGGAGCUGUUUCUGCUUUUAUUCCUGUUCUCUGCCAUAGAUGCUGACCAGACUUCCACAGGCUCUCAGCCUCCCAGACCCUUCCCUGGACAUGAAGGGCUUGCUUUGGCUGUCAGUAACCUGUGCCAUGGAUGUUGGCUAGCAAUCCCUCCAGCAUAUCUGAUUUAUAAAGGAAAUGCUGUAACUCCUGUUGCCAAAGAAAUAAUGAGAUGCAAGAUAAGGAACUGAAUGACAAACCUUGUUACUAAUGUGGUGUGUGUUUUGACCCACCCUGGCUAAAACAAGAAAAGUAGGACAAACUAGUGGGAAGAUAUUCUAUGUACUGUUUAUGAAGUUAAAUGUGAAGUGUGGCCCAUCAGUGUGCCUGCUAGAUACCACAGGGAAGUUGCUGGACUGUGGUGGUGUCACCUCCACUGUCACAGCUCAUUAGUAUCCCUUCUGCCCCUCAACAGGGUGGUACCUCAGAGGCGUGCAUUGCUGUGUUGGGUGUUGCACAAAAAUCCUGAAGUAGGGAAUUUACUGGAACAUUUUGCAGCCUUUUCAGGCAGCUUUGUCAGUGAUAACUUCUGCAGGGCAGGCUCUCCCUCUUCUGAUCUGGGCCAUUCCCUUUCUCCCUAGGUAUGCAGGCAAUCUGCUGAGGUGUGAUGAAUUUUGUACAAUUCUGUAAGCUGUUAACCAA